UUCCUGACGAGAGGGAGGUAGAGUCAAAGCAGUCAGAGAAGAGAGGAGAGAGAGAUGGAAAGGAGGAGGAGGAGGAGGGGAAGCGGUGCCUGACGCAGUGUGAGAGGCAGAAACUGAGAGGAGAGAGACGGAGAAGGAGGGAAGCAGAGCGCAUCACAUCAGACGCUGCUUUGCAUCCCAAAAAAUCUCAAUCACCACAUCAGUAGCCGCUGCGACCGACGGAGCCCCAUCCCGGUCACAGCUGCUCUCAGAGACCACAGAAGAGACAGGAGACAAGCUGGGGCAAAAAUUCAAAUAAACAACAAAAAACAACAUAGAGAUACAUCACUGAGACGCACGUACACCGCCGGAGGCAGCGAGCGGACCUGAGAAGCGCCGUCUCCCUGCUUGCUGGCAUCUGGAUCCGGAUCAGACACAUCCCAGAGUGGACCAAUCCCUGACCCUGUUAAUUCAACGUCCGUGUUGAUGUCAAUUCUUCAGUGGAACAAACCAAGAAACACAGUCUGCAUCCUCAGGCCCAAACAGCUUCCUUGAUAAUGGAAAAACAUAUAGCUGCUGUGUGUAGAAAAUUUGACAGUCUCAGUUAUUGACGCCACAGACCAGCAGGGAGAGGACAACCACACACACCCCUUACCGUCGGGUGGGCGAUAAAGGAGUGAUGUGAAAGUGUGCAGAAACCGAAGGCUCAGCUGGUUCACAGAAGAUCUCCAUGUGCAAAGGGACGACUUCUCACACCAAGGGAAGACCAACAAGCCCUGAGGAAGAAUGAGAAGAGGCGCCUGUAGAAUCAGAGAUGGCCACAGAAGACAUGAAAAUCAGUCUGGCAUCACGACAAACUCAGCUUGCCUAUUUAUACCUAAAAUAACAAAUUUGAACUUUAUUUAGGCCUUUGAUAUUGUUUAUUUAGACACACAAACUGCCAGUAAAGUGCCAUAUCUUAUUGAUGCACUCAUUUCUACUCUGGUACUCUGGUAAUAAUUCCUUCAAAACAACAAAGAGGACGAGAAAAAGCAAAGAACACAAGCAGAAGUGUUAGGUUAUAACGUUUUCAAAUGGCUCUAGCCUACAUGAAUAAAUGUUAAAUGGCAGGGAUCUCUGGUCAGAUUUCUCCAUCGGAUAUUGUAAUGACAUCCCAAAUGGCCCAGAGAACAGGACAGCUGAGACAUAACAAGGCUGGAGGUUCUUCAUCAGGGAUCUUAUCCACAGCCAGCUCCUUCCUCUGUUGGCUUGCUCUGCUGUCACUGCUUCGACUGCCGGUUGUAACAGCUGACUGCUGGCUUAUCGAAGGGGAGAAAGGCUUUGUGUGGCUGGCCAUCUGCAGUAUGAACCAGCCUCCCUAUGAAGCCAUUCCCUCCCACAUUAACAGCACAAUUGUGGAUCUGAGGCUGAAUGAGAACAAGAUACGGUCGGUGCAUUAUUCCUCACUAAGUCGUUUUGGAAACCUCACCUAUCUGAACCUCACCAAGAAUGAUAUCAGCUACGUGGAAGAUGGAGCAUUCUCAGCGCAGUUUAACCUGCAGGUUCUCCAGAUGGGCUUUAACAAAUUGAGAAACCUGACAGAGGGGAUGCUGCGGGGCCUGGGCAAGCUGCAGUAUCUCUACCUGCAAGCCAAUCUCAUCGAGACUGUUACCCCCAACACUUUCUGGGAGUGUCCCAAUUUGGAGAACAUAGACCUCUCCAUGAACAGGAUACAAGUUCUGGAUGGCAGUUUGUUCUCUGGACUUUCUAAGCUGACGACCUGUGAACUCUACACAAACCCCUUCAACUGCUCGUGUGAGCUUCUAGCUUUCCUGCGUUGGCUUGCCGUGUUCCCUAACAGAACCAGCGAACGAAUGGUGUGCGACUCCCCUCAAGGAUUCUCCGGCUACAACCUACUGAGCCAGAACCCCCGCAUGCCAGCCCAGCGCAAUGCCCUGCACGUGCUCAAUCUUGUAUGCACAGACGACGGCAGCAGCGUGACACCCUUUUACAUCUUUGACGCCACCACCCAGCUACCAGACUUCGCCUCCCCCUGCGGACUAGAUGAUUGUGCCUCUGGGACACCUCCCGAUGAUGUGAUAAGCAUCGGCCCCAUUUUCACAGAUUCCAACCCGAUCAUAACAAUGAAACAAGUGCAACAUUCAAGUGCGGUGAUAACGGUUCAGAUUCCCCAUCCGUUUAAGAAAAUGUACAUCCUGAUGCUGUAUAACAACAGCUUCUUUACUGACAUCCAAAAUCUGAACAAACACAGUGAGGACAUUGAGCUAAAGAACUUGAAACCUAACACAGACUACACAUACUGUGUGGCUUCUAUAAGAAACUCCUUGCGGUUCAACCACACCUGUUUGACCAUCUCUACCGGUCGAAGUGCCAGAGUUGAGACAAUACGCAAUCAGUCAUCCGCCACACAUUACAUCAUGACUAUUUUGGGUUGUCUGUUUGGUAUGCUGCUCUUCCUCGGCCUUGUUGUGCACUGCCUGAGGAAAAAGAGGAUCAUGGAGGAGAAGGAGAGAAAGAUGAGUAGAAUCCAGAGGACUUUGAUAGAGCUGAAGUAUAGUGGGGAAGGGGAUAUAGAGGGGGGGAGCGGAGGAUCUGUCUCACAAAAGCUCGCCGCGGGGGAAAGCUUGUCCAGAAUGCCCUACCUGCCCCAGGGAGGUGAGAUUGAUCCGUACAAGCUUCAGGAGGUGAUAGAAACUCCAGGACACAAGUCUGCUAAGCUGAACUACAUGGAGGUCAGAGGCUCUGGCAUUGAAAAGGAAAGGGAGCGAGAAAGAGAAAGAGAAAGAGAAAGAGAACGAGAAAGAGAAAGAGAGAUGUCACCACAAGCAAAUCCUCAGGGCUCAGUAGCUGAGAUCUCUACCAUUGCUAAAGAAGUUGACAAAGUUAACCAGAUAAUUAACAACUGCAUAGAUGCUCUCAAAUCUGAGUCUACAUCCUUUCAGCAGGGAAUAAAGUCUCCAACUGCAGGUGGAGGAGCUGUUUCUACAGAAGAGCCACAGUUGGUGCUUUUGUCUGAGCAAGGAGAGAGAGGAGGCGAGUUCCUUUCCCCCAUCUACAAGGGAGGAAGAGGAGGAAGAGAAGAGCGGUCAAGGAGUUACCACCCCUCUUUGCAACGACACCACAGCAUGGAAGCUCCUCCGACCACCAAACGGCCAAGCACCUCCUCCUCUCCUGGGUCUGCCAGGAGCCCUCGCUCCUUCCUCUCAGAGGGAGGGUACCACUCAUCAGAGUCCCGCUACAUUGAAAGAGCCUCACCUGGAGAAAGAGGAGGAGGAGGAGGAGGAGGAGGAGAAGCCACCCGCACCAUCAACCCAGCUGCGGCUAUCUUACGGGCUGAGGCGCAGAGAAUUCGUCAGUACAAUGAACACCGCCACUCCUACCCGGGAUCCCAACAGCAUCUCCAGGACCUUCAGCACCAUCCGCAGAUUUUGCAGGAGCUCCACCACCACCCAGGAGGUCGCAAGCCUUCUGUGUUGGAUCCCAUCACUCUCAGCAGGCAGGCUAAGCAGCGUGAGUUAACCUACUCCCAGCUGUCGCAGCAUUACCCGCUCUCACCCCAAUAUCACAACCUCAGCUACUGCUCAAGUCCUGAGGAAGAUGAGGAGGAGGAAGGGCUCCUAUGCACCCCGACCCUAGGGCUGUGGGAGAGGUUCAAAAUGCACCGUAAGAGGCAUCGGCAGGCGUCCUUAGAGGACGAAGGAUACGUGGCGGCCGGGCACGCUCUGAGGCGGAAGGUUCAGUUUGCCAAGGAUGAAGAUCUUCAUGACAUACUGGACUACUGGAAGGGCGUGUCUGCCCAGCAGAAAGCUUGAUCCCAUAUGUGAAGUUGCCAAACACCUUAAACUUAGAAAAACACCCUGCAUCCAUAAUAUACUGAUACAAAUAUGUGGACGUUUUCAUCAAAGACCUGUAAAUAUACACAAACAACUUAUGGCAUCUACACAAAUUUACUUAGCACAUACUUUACACACGCAGACACAACACAAACAUAUUUUACACAAACUAAGCCUUUUCCUCCUAAAACUGAUGAGGACCAAACUAAAAUACAUAUAAUCAUGAACAGAAAUAUGAAUAAAUUAUUGACACUGAGAUACUUUUUGUAAUGUAAUGGAAAUAAUAGCUCAGACUUAUGUAGCUAUUUGUAACUUUUGAAUGAAGAAAAGUAGGAUUAACGUUAAGAAUAGAAAAACCUUAAAAGUUGUUGGAAAACCCAUCUUGAACAGCCUAGUGAUGCUUUGGAUCCUCCCAAACUCUCUCACAGAAGACUCAAACUUCACUAGCAGAGCCAUACUUAUUAAUCUCAUGGGGAAGUUAAAGCUGCAUCAUGCCCGGCGAUACAACCAGAAAAGCAGGCAUUUAUGAUGAAUGUACAGUUCCAUUUAGAGGUUUUCAUACACUCAUCAAGGGCAUACAUGUCACAUUAAUCUUAGGCUAUUCAAUAUUUAUUUGGUCUGUUCUUUUUCAGGGUGGAAUAAAUAUACAGCAAGUAACUUGACAUUUAUUGUGGAUUUUCUCUAAGACAUUCAGAGUCAAACUUAACCAUAAAGCGUCAAUUACCUAACUGUUUUAAGCAACCAGCUUCAGGCAUUAUUCUGAUUGGAUGUUUGACCACACUUCUUUGAAGAUCUGGUAGGGCUUAGGGUCAUGCAAUAUAAGAAAUCAUGCAUUAGUAAUGUUAGCUGUGAAAAUUGCAAUGACAAUAUCACUUGCGAUAAAUCCAGUGACCUCACUUGUCUAUUUUUUAACUGUGUCCAGGACUCUCUGUAACCUUUAGCAUCCUGCGAUGUGUUUCAGACUCCAUCAAACAGGCUUGAUAUCUUAUUGACAUGCUAAAUGUGAAUGUAUGAUUCUCGGAAGACAUUACCAAAUGAUUACUGCUUUUCUAAUCUUCCCUUGAGAUAUUAUUAUUGCACACACUGAUUUUCCAAAAACCAAAAAGAAAUAUUCAAGCCUUUAUUUCUGUUAGUUAUAAUAAUUUUCCACUUACAGCUAAAGAAAACACAUCAUUUAAGAUUAGAAUAUUACAUCAGGCCAGUAAAACAUUUGUAAUACAGAAAUGUGGGCCUAAUAAAAAGUAUGUUUAAUACCUGCUAAAAGGUUGUUAUUUUCAAUCGUACUUUUAAUUUGAUAAACAAGCUUUACUGGAAUGCUUAUUCUAACUGAUUGAAUAUGACUGUAUGUACAAUAUGAGACUGGUGGAAGACAGAAAAUUCACCAUAACUUCUGACAUGUAGACCCAACUCUUGUUCUAAAAAAUCAUUGCACAGAUAAGUUUUAUUAUUAAUCCACCCUGGAAAAAUGUAUGUUUCAAAUAAACCAUUAAAGCCCCCAAAUUAUUAGCGAACCCGUCACCACAAUUGUAUUUCAGCCACAAUUUGGGAGAUUUAAAACAUCAAAUCAAAUGGUUCUGGAUGGGUGACCAAUCAGCAGUAAUAUUUACCUGUGCUGAGAUUGAGUAGGUAGCUCUUACGUGAGAGUGCGUAUAAUGUGCCAAAUCAACCGAUGGGGUAGUAGAGCCCUACUGUGUAUUAACUUCUUCUCACCACUGUUUUUAUAUAGAGGAUUUUAAAAAAAAGAAAAAAUAUAUAUAUAAUAUGUUGUUAUUAUUAUUCAUUAUUCUUAUUGGUAUCAUUAUUGGUAUUCUUAUUAUUCUUACGAUCCUCAGCAUCAAUAUUUUAUGAUUUGGAUAUGGCAUGGCUAUGUUGUGUGACUGUGUUUUUUGACUGUUUUGAACCUCUAAGCCGAGAAGUGCUCAAGAACAGAAACAAACACAACAGAAGAGAAAUUUGUGUCCUCCUUUUCUACCAAGAGGAAUGUGCUCUGUCCUCUGAGCCAAAAAAAACAACAAAAAACAAGCUAGCCUUUUCUGUUGGUGAACUUCUACUACAUGUGCUCUUCAUCAUCCUAAAGAGAGAACGCUGCACAGAAGAAUGAAAAGUUCUAUAUUUGCAACAAAUGUGACUGUUUUGUUUCUACAAAAUGGCUUUGAAAUCCUUCAGACCUUUCAGAAAUCAGAGUCCCGACUUAAUUACCUGUCUGUUCACCUACACUGGUACGUUUUUGAUUUUGAAAUCGAACAAAGAUUUUUAAUCUUCUAAUGAAUGUCUUCAAUCCCCACAGGGGAAGCAAAACUGCACUGUUCGAAAUCAUAAAACGACCAUUAUUAAAAGACCUAAAACCCUUAGCUUCCUUCCUGAUACACUGUAGCUCCACUGUGUUUUAUGAACCUUUCAUUUUAAUAAUCCAAAGUUUUUAGCUCUUUCUUUUUUAUUUCGGACUCUUCUGGUUCCACUGUGGUGCCAUUGUGCCAAACUUGAGAAAUAACAGGUAGUUGAACUUUUUUCAAAUACUGCUAAAUACAGACCUCUUCUGCAUCACAACAUUGCUAGACUGAACAACAAUUUGCACAAAAUGAUCCAUCUCCAUUGGCUCGCUGAAUCCCCUCUAUCCUCAAAUCCUUUGUAUGACCAAAGUACUGUGGUAGAUAAUUGACUCUUACACUCCCCUAACCAGUACACAGUUAUAGACCCAGCCUCACGCUUACAGUUUCUACAUCAGCACACACGUUCAUGCUCAUAGAAACAACCGGAUGAAUGUAUUCUUUGAGACGCUAUUUCUGUUCAGAGCUGGAUUAAAGCCUACAAGCAAAAAUUUUAUGGUUUCCGUUUUCAAACGUCCCUCAGAUUGCUACUGGUGGUUCAGAAUUGGAAACAAAUAGGGAAUUAUUGCCAUUGUACAAAAUUAAUUGCAUGUAAUUCGUGCCACAAAAUGAUCUCUCGAGCAAUUUUUAUUAAAGUAACAGCCAUGUUUUUUUGUGAAAGCGUUAUGUUAAAAUUUGAUGAGAUGUGGUAAGAAGAGGUGAUGAUUACUGUAUCUAAAAUAUCUAAAGGAUUAAAAGAGAUAGUUCAGAGUUUUUGGAAGUGGGGAUGUGUGGAGUUGUAAUCAGCAGCUAGUAUCUUACCUUGCAAUAGAAAGCACUCGGAAUCUUCUAAAGGUGAAACAAUGGGGCAAUCCCUGUUGGGAGUGGGCAUCUUCUUUUGUUAACUUCCUACUGAGGUAAAUUUGUCUUGCCAAAUAGAAAAGGUAGCAAGGUAGAUUCUUAUCUCAGACAUAUGAACGUCUGAAUAUAACUACAAAAGGAAUAUAUUUUAAAAUGAUACAUAAACUUUAAAAACAACCUAAAGCAACAGUUAGAAAACCUAGUUGUGUAGUUAGUUUAAAAUUAAGAAUGUAUUUCCCCUAGAGUCUUCUUCUGUUGCCACUUAAAUAGAGUUCCCCCACAAUGUUAUGGAUUCCAUUUAGGAAUAUUUGACCAUUCUUUCAGAAGAACAUUUGUGAGGUCAGGCACUGAUGUUGGACAAGGUCUCCGUUCUUUUUAACCCAAACGGAGUUCAAUGAGGUUGAGGUCAGGGCUCUGAAUGCCAGUCAAGUUGCUCAUGUUUGAACUGAAAAAGGCAAUCCCCAAAAUGUUCCCACAUGGCUGGAAGCAUCAAAGUCUCAGAACAAACAUUCCUUUCUCUCCUGAAAAAAGCUCCUGCUUUUGUGGCAACCUCCAAAGACUAUCAGAUUGCCUGACAUGAAUUUACCUUUCCCUAGAACUGGUUUCCACUGCUCUAGACUUCAGAUGUGCAGUUUUUUUUACUCCACUGUAGCCAAUGCUCUGCAUAACACUUGAUAACGUAAGGUUUGACUGCGGCUACUCCAUUCCAUCAAGUUCUCUCUCUUUGCUCUAACAGUUGCAAAUUUCUGUGUGUGCUGGCACUCUGUCUCGCGUUCCCUACCUCUCUGUGACUUCCUGUUGUUCCCAGCUGCAUUUUUGCUAUAAUACCACUUUCUCUUGAACUUGGACUGUUAGGUAGUGAGAAAACUUCACAAAUACAGUUAUUGCAUAGGUGGCAUCGUAUCACAGUAUCACUGAGCUUCUGAGAGGGACCCAUUCUUGGUGUUAUGCACCACAAAAGUGAUUGGAGGACUUCAAAUCAAUGAUUUGAAGGAAUGACUUAAUACUUUGGCAGAAGAGCUUAUUAACUGUGGAUACGAUGCUUACUGCUGAGUACAACCCAGCAAAGUUCACAUUAAAAAAAAUACCCCAAUUAUGCUUUUAAAUUUUAAAGGCAAACAUUACAAAUUUAUGAGAUGUAGAGAAAUAAUCUUUUAUGAUGGUAGAGCAAAGUCCAGUGUGGAACACAUUAAACCAGGAAUGGAGUCAAGAUCAUUUCAGUUGAACAGAUUUAAAAAUAAACAAGCCUGUAUUCACAUGACUAAUUAUAAUUCGUAGAAAAAAAACAGUGGACCUUUUUUAUAAUGCUUUCUGGUUUAAGGUGCAAAUUGACUGUAGCCUUGAAUAACGACAAUGUUUAUUGUUUAGAAACAGUGUAAAAAAAAUGUUCUCUGCUGUAACGAGUCCAGAAUGCUCAAGUAAUACUUACUGGUUAAAGCCAUAAUCAUGGGUUAGUUAAAUCCCCACUGUUUGUAGCACUGGACAAGCACAUGAUACAUGUGUGUAAAAAGAAGAUUUUUUUUGUUUUUAAACCGGAGCAGCAAUGACAUGGUUCCUCUGUGUUUCAGUCUGACCCUUACUCAUGAGAAAACUGUUAAGCUGCAGUUGGAUCUUACAUGCCCAAGAUUGUGGCUUUAACUAAGUAAUUACAAGCAGCCUUAAAACAUUUGGUUUUGUUUUAAUGUUUUUAACUUUAAUACUGCUUUUAAAAUAGUAAAAAAAUAAAUAAAUAAACUGGACUUUUUUAGUCGCUUGAGUCUUCAGCCUUACUUGAGCAUUCUUUGCGCACCAGUUAUAUAAAUGUAGCGAAGUACUUAUCUGUUGUUUUUGUUUUAAGUUUUUCUUUUAUUCUGUUUAUGAACAGUAAUAGCCUGGAUAUGUCAUGCGUCAGAGACUAGCCGAGCUUGGACGAAGACACCAAUGAGGAGGAGGUGGCUAAAGUGACCAGACAACAGCGACCACAACCAGUGCUGCUAUUCUUUGAACAUCAAGGAACACAAACUGUUUAUUUAAAACAAACAAUGCCUGGGAAAUGGAUAUGAACUGAGGUAUUAUCAACAAGUGACAGACACGACAGCGGUGAACCUCUGCCGAAGCUUGUGUUAUAUUCUUCUAGUGUAUAACUCAGGAGUGAGAAAGCAAGAGAGAACGUGAAGGGGAAGAACACGUCCUGCCAUAAGAUCUCUCAGAAGCUUUCUUUAUUUUCUUGUUCAAAAAUGAAAAAGAGCACAAAUAAAAUAGCCUUCCUUAAACCAA
This is a messenger RNA of Girardinichthys multiradiatus, 9235 nucleotides long. RefSeq names its product extracellular leucine-rich repeat and fibronectin type III domain containing 1b (gene elfn1b). Gene Ontology annotation, molecular function: protein binding. Gene Ontology annotation, cellular component: plasma membrane. The coding region runs from base 1083 to 3791 and encodes 902 amino acids. NCBI's taxonomy places the organism in Eukaryota, Metazoa, Chordata, Actinopteri, Cyprinodontiformes, Goodeidae. The record is from RefSeq and is a predicted model, not a curated record. The transcript has 9 exons.